AUGCUCAAGACACCGAAUCGUGCCCUGCUGGGGUGUUUGAGAAGACCUUCGUCACAAUGUGUAGUGGGUCUGACAGCCAAGCCCGCUUUUCAAUUUGUCCGACAUACCAGUAACGGCAAAUCAGAGUCAAGUAGUCAGAGUUGGACACAAGAACAGCGAAAGAGACCAGUGUUUCUUGCCUCAGCAUUAUCUGCAACAGCAACAACCAUUGGAGGAACAUUGCUAUACACUCUAGUCAGCCAUGGCGAGCAAAAAGAUGAUGAUUCCCAUUAUGCAAGUCGAGCAGAGAUGGAGUUGGCAGUGGAAGAGAUACGGGAAGCACUCGGCGAAGAUGCAGUCAGUAUAGAAGAUGAGAUUCUCCAUUCUCACGGUUACUCGGAUUGGUCGACCAUAAAUAUCGACCGGCUCCCAGUAGCUGUCACGUUCCCCAAGACGACGGAAGAGGUCUCUACAAUUGCAAAGAUAUGUCACAAGAGACGCGUACCGAUGAUUCCUUAUUCUGGUGGUUCAAGUGUUGAGGGCCAUUUCUCCGCGCCUUUUGGCGGCGUGAGUGUUGACUUUGUCAACAUGAACCAGAUUCUAGAAGUCCAUAGCGACGACCUGAACGUCGUUGUUCAGCCUUCUGUUCCAUGGAUGGACCUGAAUGAGAAGAUCAAAGACACCGGUCUAUUCUUCCCGAUCGAUCCUGGCCCUUCUGCCCAAAUUGGUGGUAUGGUUGGGACAAACUGUAGUGGAACGAAUGCCGUCAAGUACGGUACCAUGAGAGACUGGGUGGUGAACCUCACUGUGGUCAUGAGCGAUGGCACCAUCCUUAAGACCCGAAGACGGCCGAGAAAGUCAUCGGCGGGCUACAACCUUAACUCACUCUUGGUAGGAUCAGAAGGCACACUGGGUUUCAUCACCGAAGCCACGCUGAAGCUGGCUCCCAUCCCUGAACAUACUGGCAUCGCUGUAGUCACAUUUCCAUCAGUCAAAGCCGCAGCGACCAUGGCCAUCGAAGUCAUCCGUCGAGGCGUACCGAUCAGCGCUGUCGAGAUCCUUGACGAGGUGCUUAUGAGCGUCAUCAACAAAAUGGGUGCGACAUCUCGGAAGUGGAACGAAGUCCCGACGCUGUUCUUCAAGUUUAGUGGUAGUGAUGCUGUAGUCAAGGAUAGUAUCGCACAGGUCCAGAGUAUUUCCAAGAAACAUCAGGCAAAUGGUUUCCAGUAUGAGAGUGAUCCGCAUAAGCAGAAGGCUCUGUGGUCUGCGCGGAAAGAGGCACUUUGGAGCAUGAUGGCACUUCGCGAAACAGACGGACAUGUUUGGUCGACGGAUGUCGCUGUCCCUCUAUCCCGAGUAUCUGAGCUUAUAGAUAUAUCCAAGAAAGAGCUGGUCGAGCUAGGACUAUUCGGUAGUAUUCUUGGACACAUCGGCGAUGGGAAUUUCCACGAGACAAUUCUAUUCGAGGAAAAGCAGCGCAAAGCGGUUGAGGACUGUGUCCACAAAAUGGUCUCACGAGCAAUUGAGAUGGAGGGAACAUGCACGGGUGAGCAUGGUGUCGGGCUUGGAAAGAAAGAGUUUCUCCGCGAGGAGCUUGGGGAGGUACCGAUUCAAGUCAUGAGAGCUAUCAAGACAAGUCUGGAUCCGCUGUGGUUGAUGAACCCAGGAAAGAUCUUCGAUCGCAGAGACUAG
Molecule: messenger RNA, 1671 nt
Organism: Fusarium subglutinans
Lineage: Eukaryota; Fungi; Ascomycota; Sordariomycetes; Hypocreales; Nectriaceae
Product: d-lactate dehydrogenase (cytochrome)
Exons: 8
Coding region: 1-1671 (556 amino acids)
Biological process (GO): lactate catabolic process
Cellular component (GO): mitochondrion
Molecular function (GO): D-lactate dehydrogenase (cytochrome) activity; FAD binding; D-lactate dehydrogenase (NAD+) activity
Source: RefSeq, a predicted model, not a curated record